CAAGCUAGAAAAUUUCUAGAGACUCGAGAACUUUUUAUUUUGCAGCCGAUUGACACAUUCGAAAACUUUGUCAUACGACAAAUGUAACGCCAGCCUUAAGUCGGUGUCGAAAGUCAACGCGCAAAGAAUUUUAGACGUAUGUCGCAUCCCUCGCGUAGUAUUGCGAGGCGACACGCGUAGAUUCUUUGUGCGUUGACUUCCGACACUGACUUACGUCUUACGACGGGAUCGUAAAACGGUUACGGCAAUCUUCCUGCCCAGGCCCUUUCCAUGCGCGUGUCGGGGAAAAUUAAAUCCGGCGAAUUUAUGCCGGUUUUUACGGCGCCGGUCGAAGGCGUGGGAGACCGCGUCGGUCUUUCUCCCGGGGAAAAAUUUUGACAGCUCCCAAUUAAUCGCGCCAAAUUACGGCAAUUUGUCGCUCGUUCUGAAUACGAGGUGUAAGAGGUGGGAAAAACGCAGAUUCUGCAGCUGCGCGCGAAAGUCUCUCUAAUGAAUGCCGCGGAAUGAGAUUAAUCACGUUUUAGGGACGACUGAAAAUAGACAUAGACAUGUGUGUUCUCUUAUAUGCGCUAUCCGUGUACGUUCGGGGGUUGAAACAGCUCUUCGAAAUAAAUUCGGUGUAUUUGAUCUUCAAUGGGAUGCGAUUGAGACCCCGCGGGACAUGAAAAUAUGUUUCGAUGCAGCAAUGGAGCUCACUUUACUCCGCUUUAUUUUAAACUUGGAAAUAGAGGAGGGAUAUUUAUUAUAUACCUGGAAAGAACUUGAAGUUAUCUAUUUCUUUUUAGUAUUUGCUACUUCAAGUGAGUUUGAAACUUUCCCUUUCACCAUCAUGUGAGAGUGGAAGCUCGGAUAAUAAUCAGGUUUAUGUUAAAGUUGCGCCUAAGAACGCUGCAACUUUGUCUGGAAAUUUCAGCGCUCAAAGACGCCUUCGCAGGAAGAGCUCAGAGAAUUCAAGUCCGAGCAAAGGUCCUGCUGUAUAUUAGCAGAAAUACCGCCCUCAGUAUUUUCUUCCAAGAGGCGGCGAUACCUUCCUGCGCGCAAGGAGCCGGCACCCACUUCGGCCAAAUAACACCAUGCAACACGCCAGCCACCCCGCCGAAUUUCCCGGACGCGUUGCUGGCGUUUUCCAAAAUGUCUGCAGGCGAAAAAACUCCAUCGGGGAUGUCUCCGAGCCAGAAUGGAUUUCAGGCGGGCGCGACACCGAUGGCGGGCAUCGUGCAGCACCACGCCGCCGGUGGCCGGUGUAGCGCGUCCGGCAACACGACACAGCAACAGACGCAAUCGCAACAGACACAAUUCGGCCUGGGCGAGCCGCAGAGAUAAAAAUGACUGUGCUAAUUGGCGUAUGCGCGAGGCACGAAGCGUCGUCGCGUGGACACCGCGCGACAACGUUUUUUGGAGAACAAAGUAGUGUGCUCUAAGCAUGGAAGAGUGAGAAGGAAGGAAGAGGGAAGUGAAGAAACGUAUAUACGGGAAAGGAGAGGAGCGCUCCCCCCCGUGUCUUCUGAGAAAGCGCGUCCUUCCGUUGGAAGAGAACGAGGAGAAAUUCGCGGGAUUCGCGAGAUCGCAGCCGCGCGAGGACCUCUUCUGCAGAUUGGAACUGGAUCGCUAGAUUACGUUAUUCACGUACAAUAAGCGACGUGCGAACGCGCGAAAAAGUCCGGGCGUUGAUUCCCCCAAUGAUAAUGAUGAGAGAGCGACGCGUAUUUCGAUCGUUGGAUCUUCUCGGGUUCCUCGAGACGUCUAGCGUAGAAGUAGUCCGCUGUAUAUGUAUAUACUCGUAUAUACGUAUAUGGCCAAUACGAAACGCGAGCGAGGAAGGAGAGACGAAAGAGUCAUAUCGAAGAGCCUUCUUUUUUCCUCUCUGACACGUCGAGAUCACCUCAGUAGGCGGUCCAAAACGGUCCAAGACAUCGACAAUUUGGAUCAAUCGCAGUUGUGAGAGAGCGGCUCCAAUCUGACUUCCUAAUCUCCCUAGAAGCUAUAGACACGUGACUGUUUCUCAGAUUCACCGUACACCACCGUUAGACCUAGAGGAUGAAUUUCCGCCAUCACUUCCACACCACAGUACAAAAGAGUUGCGAGGGUACAGUUUCCUCUCGGUUAACUUGAAAACUUUACUUUAUCGCACCCUUUCGCGGAAGACGACGGGAAAAACGUACGUAGUCCUUAAUGUAGACGGAAGACGAAUCGCUACUGCACAAUGUCCCCUCUCCGCAGACCCAUUCAUUUAACCGAACUCGAGUGUUUUAUUACGGAUCUUUUCGCUGUUAUCUUAAACUAGUGAUGCUUGCGGCACGCGCUACUCGCGCGACGCGUGCCAUUUCCAUAAGAUAUUUCGAUGGUAUAAAUAUAUAAAUAUAUAUAUGCGUAUAUAUAUACGUAUAUAUACAUAUAUAUACCUAUAUAUACGAGGCUAAGUAUAAUAAACGGAGCUCUAACGUGUAAAAAUUUGUAAAAAGAGUAAUCCCGAGUUAUGUGACAUUCGUUUUACAUAAUAAAUAAUAACUAUGUAAAAAGUAAGUAAAAUGAAACCGAGGAAGCGACAAGAGUAUAAUAGUCUGAAGGAUGAUUGAUUCAGGGGAGCACAGUAUGCCCGGUGAGGAAUUCUUGAUUCGAUUGUUUCGGCUACUCGCGAAUAUACUAGAGAUUACUGCCUGGUUUUACGCAGCACUUAGACUUGACGAAGUUUCAACAAAAGAACGCUCUUGUAUGGCAGCUGGCAAUACAAUUCUGAUAUCAUAGUAUAUCAAUAUCCGAAUAUAUGGAACUCUGUAUCUUUCAUUAUAUUUCUCGUAACAUACAUGGACGAUUAUUCGUAUGUACUAUAGAUACAUAUUUGUUUCCAUUAAGACUCUAUUUAUUCGAUGUAGCAGCGAAUUUAGUUUCUCACAGCUUUUUAGAAGUCUGUUUCUAGUUUGAGGCUCCUGUUUCUCCUUCGCUGCAACCUCAUUGAAUUAUGAUAUUGGAAGUGGAAAAAUCGUGUGAAUUUUUUCCUUUCGUUACAUUAAAUAAUACAUUAAUUCUUUUGUGUGCUAUUAUUCACAUUAAAUAUUAUAGAUUGAUCAAAUAUACUUCAAAAAUUUUCUUUCGUUUACUAUUUUACAUUAUUGCAUAAAUGUAAUACGAAUGUGUUUAAAAUAUUUAAUUAAUCGAUAAUGUCAAAGGUACACGUAGGACUAGUCUAUUGUAUUACAGGAAAAAUAUUCGCAUGACUUCUGGCUGUGUGUGUUAACGUCAUAAUUUGAUACGGCUGUAGUGCGGAAAUAGGAUCCUCAACGUAAAACAACUGAGAAUUCUUUAUUCUUUAUAAUCUCUCGAUAUAUGUGACAGUAAAGUGUCUUUGCGCAACACGGUAUAUUCGAUCCUUUUUAUUUGUUAAUCAUAAGUAGUCUCGAUCGGAAUAAAAAUUUUCAGUCCAAGCUUAAUUUGAUAAUUUAACUUUCACGCAAUAGUAUCCAGGCGUCGUAUAACUUUGUUAAUGGGUUUAUGUAAAUAAAUAGUAGAUAUUUAGUCGUAAGAAAAGAAAAGGUACUUUGCAAAGUACAAGAUAUUUUUUCCAAUAAGGUACACGCUUUAAUAUCUUCCUUACGUUUGUGUACUGGCUGUCUAGGCUGUAUUCAAAGAUGAUACAAAACUAUCGACGAAGAACGAGAGUGUUUUGCUAUGUUGAAAUUAUGAUGAUUAUUGUUUAUUUGACUAUUACAAAGACAGAUAAUGGUCAUGUACAUAAUUCUGAAAAAUUAAAUAAAAUAUUGAUAAUGGUG
Vollenhovia emeryi is the source of this 3767-nucleotide messenger RNA. RefSeq names its product UBA-like domain-containing protein 2. Gene Ontology annotation, molecular function: protein binding. The record is from RefSeq and is a predicted model, not a curated record. The transcript has 5 exons. The coding region runs from base 865 to 1323 and encodes 152 amino acids. NCBI's taxonomy places the organism in Eukaryota, Metazoa, Arthropoda, Insecta, Hymenoptera, Formicidae.